CAACCUAACAAAACCUGCAGUACUUUCCGAACAUGCAGAGAAUGGACGCUGGGAUGGACCUGCUCCACAGCUCUGGGGUGGAGCUGGUGCAGUAUCUACAGAUGAAUUACAAGGACUCCCAGAGCUGGUUCACCUUUAUCUCUUUGGCAGCUGACCUGAGAAACACUUUCUUUGUUUUCUUUCCCAUCUGGUUCCAUCUGUGUGAAGCAGUGGGUGUCAAACUCAUCUGGGUGGCAGUCAUUGGAGACUGGCUCAACCUCAUCUUCAAGUGGUUCCUAUUUGGACAAAGACCUUACUGGUGGGUCCAUGAGACUGAGUUUUAUGCUAAUUCUUCUCUCCCUGUGGUGCAGCAAUUUCCGAUCACUUGUGAAACAGGACCAGGAAGUCCAUCUGGUCAUGCAAUGGGUUCAGCUGGUGUCUGGCAUGUAAUGGUCACAGCACUACUGACCUUUGGAUUACAAAAGAAGCAGCCCAUCUUGCAAAAAUGGUGUCUCCAUGUGCUGCUAUGGACCAUGUUCUGGAUGAUCCAGGUCUGUGUCUGUGCAUCCAGAGUGUUUCUGGCCGCUCACUUCCCACACCAGGUCUUUUUUGGAGUUAUUUCAGGAUUGAUUGUGGCUGAAGUGUUUGGCCGGAUUGAUACAAUCUACAAUGUGAAGUUUAAGCAAUAUCUGAAGAUCACUCUGUCCUUGUUCUCCUUCGCUCUGGGCUUCUAUCUGCUGCUGAAAGUGCUGGGAGUAGACUUGCUGUGGUCAGUGGAGAAAGCCCAGAGAUGGUGUGCCCGAGCUGAGUGGGUCCACAUCGACAGCACUCCCUUCGCUGGUCUGGUCAGGAACAUGGGUGCCUUGUUCGGAUUGGGAUUAGCUCUCAACACCCCCAUUUACGUCGAAAGCUGUAAAGAGAAGAGGAGCCAGCAGUUCAGCUUCAGACUAAGUUGUAUAGUGGCUUCAUUGCUCACCCUGCACCUGUUUGACUCAGUGAAGCCCCCGAAUCAGACAGAAUUCCUGUUUUACUUUCUGUCUUUCUGUAAGAAUGCUGCAGUGCCUCUGGCUGCUGUGGUGUUUGUUCCGUACUGUGUGUCACAAAUUGUAAACCGAGAAGAGAAGGAAAAGCUUCUAUAGAUUUUGAAAAUGAAACAUUGACACAGGCAAUAGGGUGUGUCGUCAUGGGGUCUUAAAAACACUCAGUCUACAUUUAAAUGCUUCAUGUACAAUUCACAAUAAAGGCAGUAUGGUUUUUUGCUUAAAACUCAUUUUCAAUAUACAUUUUUCUCUGAGACAGAGCAGAAAAUGACACCAACCAAAAUGCUUGCAGUCACGCAUCAACUCCAAUGUGACAGGUGGAGAUGACUGUUGGAUAAAAACAAUGGACAAGACAAACAGUUUUUCCUAAAAUGUCCCUCCUUCCACUGGUCGCACAGUAUUGUCAGAUUUGUUUUAGACACUUCUGUUGAGCUAUUGUGUCUGACAAAGGAUUGCUGCAGAAACAUUUUAAAGUCAUUGUUAUCAUUUGUUGUAAACCGGGAAUGGUAGUCUACAGUCAUCGAGCAAUUUGGAAUUUGUUUCUCCAGCCAAUCUUAUCGUAUUUGGAUCAUUUUAACUUCCCUGGGCCUAUACUUUCUAAAAUGGAUCUCAAUGAUUUACAUAAGGGCCUAGGUUUACACAGGUCAUAACCACACUGUUGAGAAGCUGAUUAACAUUUGCACCACAGUGAUUUUCUUUUAUUAAAUACCUGUUGUAGAGAUUAGAAAGGGUGGGGUAUCAAGAUACUGAUAUAUUUGGGGUGAGUUGCUUCACCCUCUCACAUCUUAGGUUGCCAGAAAUCAGGCUCAGGAAGACUGCUUACAUUAGAGCUGUUUGCGUCUGGGUUAAAUGGCAAAAUGUUUCCACUUGGUUCCACAAGGAAACUAAUGGGUCUCCUCUACCCGGGGCUUCAACUUCCUUCCUAAAAAACCUUUCCAACGUCCUCCCUCUUUUGCUACUUCUGUGGGUUCUUGUCAGCAGUAAUUGUAAAAAUGUCAAUGGUUCCUACUGCUUUGCACUAGACUACACCACUUAAUGAAUCUAGAGAAUGGCUGCAGCUCAUUUAGAAGAGAAAGGUUCAGUGCUAUGACAUUUGUGGAUCACAAUUCUUGUGCAGCCCUUUUGGGAGUGAGGAUGACUUCUUUUCCUCUCUGGUGUUGUGGGUCCUGCAGUGACUAAGUAAUGUCCAGUGCUGGAUCUGCAAACCCUUUCCCAGGGAGGGCAGGUGGUGUUUGCUGAAGUGUGUGGCUGGAGUUUUCAAACACUCCUCCCAUCCUUUGACAUAGGCCUCCAUCUGGGCCUGUUGAAGGGGCUGGAAAUGGAUGUUACCAUUGCUUCUUCUCCAGUUUGAGUGAUACAGAGCUAGCAAUUCUCAUGAGUUGGUGGGGACGUUGCAUUUUUACGAGGACGAUCUAAGGAUGUUCUUCAAGCAUUUCCUUUGCUUUCCUAAUAACUGCUUGCCGUGACGAAUCUCAGAGUAGAGUUUCGGACAUCUCACAUCAGGCACAUAACGAAUGUAUCCAAUCCGCCACGCAGAUUGUCUGCGUCCAGUGCCUUGAUGCUGGGAUGUUGGUCUGAGAGAUAAACCGAUAUUGGAGUGUUUAUCCUGCUAGCAAAUUUGCAGGGUUUUACAGAUGCAUUGCUAGUGAUAUUUCUCAAGAUAUGUCUGCUCUACAUUGUCUACAUCUUUGAUGAAACAUGAAGGUUGGUGACCUGCUGCCCUGAAGACCAUGAGUUUUGUGUCAGGUUUGAGGUCUUUGUCAUCAAGCAUUCUGUUCCUCAGACAGCCAAAGACUGUGUAUUUCAUUGGUAUUAGUAUUUGGAGAGUGGCUUCACCAAUACUUUUUUUUAAAACCUUGAAGAUCUUGAAAUUUUGUUAAUUUUUAGCGAUUGCUUCUGUUUGACGAGUGGUAUAAAGUAUGUGACAAGAUUAAAACCAAAUUUGAAUAAAUGAUACAAUUAGCUUUCUUUCAAUGGCAUAAUCUGUAUGUUUGAUUUUGUUAUUUCA
Rhincodon typus (whale shark) is the source of this 3027-nucleotide messenger RNA. Its product is annotated as glucose-6-phosphatase catalytic subunit 1-like. The transcript is spliced from 5 exons. Gene Ontology annotation, biological process: glucose 6-phosphate metabolic process; gluconeogenesis. The record is from RefSeq and is a predicted model, not a curated record. Gene Ontology annotation, molecular function: glucose-6-phosphatase activity. Gene Ontology annotation, cellular component: membrane. The coding region runs from base 33 to 1118 and encodes 361 amino acids. Lineage: Eukaryota; Metazoa; Chordata; Chondrichthyes; Orectolobiformes; Rhincodontidae.